This is a messenger RNA of Dentiscutata erythropus, 231 nucleotides long. Lineage: Eukaryota; Fungi; Glomeromycota; Glomeromycetes; Diversisporales; Gigasporaceae. The record is from the annotation of a GenBank genome assembly.
AUGCAAGACAUAGAAGAUCUCAUAGAAUUUGAAAACACUCUAGUGAAAAGGGAAAGUGACAGUAUUAGCAAAAACUUAUUACUGGACUUUACUGAUGAAGGGAAUUCAACAACUUUUCCAAAACUUAUCUCUGUAACUCUAUUUGAUGAAAAACUUUGCAGGUCGGUCUCUGCUACUAUCAACACAACUUCUAGAACAUUACAAACUAAAAACAACAGAGAAAACAAUUAG